Carya illinoinensis is the source of this 806-nucleotide messenger RNA. RefSeq lists its product as uncharacterized. The coding region runs from base 140 to 520 and encodes 126 amino acids. The record is from RefSeq and is a predicted model, not a curated record. Lineage: Eukaryota; Viridiplantae; Streptophyta; Magnoliopsida; Fagales; Juglandaceae. The transcript has a single exon.
UCCUAACUAGUCUUCAUCUCUCUGUAUUUGAACCCUACUUGUACACGCCAAAUAGGAUAAAAAGUCGUCUUUUAGAACAACUAAGAAGGUUUCGGCCUAUUGCUUAUAGAAAGAUCCCAGAGCGAGGAAAUUUAAGGUUAUGGCUGGUUUGCAACGAUCUGCUGUUUCGUUUAGGAGACAAGGCUCGUCGGGAUUUGUAUUUGAUGACAGAUUCUUGUCAGGGCAGCUCAACCAAGUUAACCAGAAGGAAGACCCUGAUCAACAAGAGCUAGAAAAGCGCCUAGAUACCAAAGAGAUGGACAAGACAUCAAGAACCGAAGUUGGACCGACCAUUACCAUCGAGCGCAGCCAAUCCAACGGUGGAGCACGCGGCUACCGUACCGGGAAGGUAGCUCCGGCGAUCGAGCCACCUUCGCCGAAGCUCUCGGCGUGCGGGUUUUGCGCCGCUUUCGGACAGGCAGGGAAAAGGGAAAGGAUAACGCGGAAGCCAGCUGCUAAGCAUAGACCACGGUACACGUAAUUUGGUGUUCUAGGGUGAUCGGAUGUGGGAUUUUCCGAUGGUUCGUUCGUGGUAUUCGCAUGGUAUAAGCCUUUUGUCUUUAGCUUGGUAGGAGUAAAAGCUCAUCACAAUAUGAAGUGAGAUGAUGUACUAAGAGUUUUGGAAAAACUUCUUCAUGAUCUGUGGUUGUGGUUUUGAUGGAUCGAUGUAAUUAUGUGUAUACUGUUGCUUCUGUUUCUUUCUCUUGAUUAAUAUUCUUGUACAAAUCAAUUCUCGAUAGGGACCUGAUCCUCCUUUAUGAUGGUUA